GAGUCACAUUCAGAGUGCCCAGAGACAUUGUCCAGGUCUCUGUCACAUGGCAGGAAGCUAACAGAGAGUAGUAGAUUCCGGUGAACGACUCACUCUCUGCCUGUCAGGCAAUCCUUGACUCUGUAGACAUUGAGUUCAGGUCUGACUGAGAUGACUUCAUAAGGGGUCGACUCCCAUUUGUCCGCAACCUUGCGUUUUCCUGGCACACCUCUGUUGGCAAUUAACACUGUCUCCAACGACGAGGGGUGAGCCUUUGUGUAACCCAUAUUUAAAUUACCCAUUGAAAAUGCGCAUACAGUGCAAAGACUUUUAUUGUGGAGGGUUACUUCCUGCCGCUCGCUUCCUUUUAAGGAAGUGCUGCUCACUUCACCACCCCCUCCCGUCUGCUGUGGCUGCGGUGCUGUGAGACGCGCUUGAGAAGAAACUUGCAAAAUCUUCUCAUUCUGACACUUUGCAAACUUCUUAAUUAGGUGAGUCUUUGGCCAUGGCAUAAUCAAUGGAAUUUCACACUCACAAUCAUGUGUCAUGUCGCCAAUAUUAUUUUAGCAUUUGUUUUAGCAUAGGCGCUAACCGCUGCCAUUCUUCCAUAGAGCCGGCAUGUUCGAUUAUCGGGGCGUGUAUGGUAUGUUGUUUUGCCUCGAUUACUCAGGUCAGGUUUUUUUUACGGGAAGGAAUACCCGUUGACCCAAACAACCUGAGCUUCCUAUCCAAUUCAAACUCAACUCAACAAAUGGCGAGCUAAACACCUACGCGGUAGGACAAGCAUUUUUUUCUCUCCUCCGCGGCGAACCUUUUGGAUUACUUUUGUUUUUUAACUGAACUUUUGGACUGACGCAAAAGCGUUUGCGUACCUUUUUGAACUGAACUGUGAACUGGUUCCAAGAAGGCAGAAAGACUGCAUCUUGUAUUUUUGUUUUGGGCAUUAUUUUGUUUAUUGUUUUUCUAUUGUGUCAUCUGUGUCAUUUAUAUUUGUGUGUUAAUACAUUUAAUGCAGUCAAAAGCAAGAUAACUAGUUGUCGUCAUCUUUCAUACCUCAGGCUCCUAGACGAACCAUCUUCUGUUACACGGUUUAUACUUUUAACCCGCCUAGCCCAUGUAAGCGUUACAAUUGGCGAGCUAGCCAGGAGCCUGACAGUGUGAACGAUUUUUGAUACGACCUUGUGUAUAUACAUAUAUUUUUUUUUGUUGAGUUGAAAGAUGGAUUACUUUGUAGAAAGUGGUAUGGACAUUGCUCAUAUGGUAAUUGUUAGUGGUGCAACAAACACUGAAACAGAGAAAGAAAUUAUUGAUAAUUUAAGCGGGUAUGGUGACAUUAAGAAAGCAAUUAUUGUUUACGAUAGUCAAAACCCUUAUUACAAAAACCUGGCCGUUGAGUUUGUAGACGUUGCGGCGUUAGAAAAGCUAAAACCGUUUUUGCCAUAUACGACUCACACAGCAACCGGUGAAGUUGUUGUUAACUUACUUUUGGUCGAGGGUGCCGCAGCCACAGCGGAGCAUCCCCAGUACCAACACCAAUCUGUGGACUAUCUCCAAGUUUUGAGACGCCUUUCCCGGGAGAGUGGUCGUCCAUUCGAACAUGUUUUAAAAGGAGCUAUGGACCAAAUUAGCUCUCAUCUUGGAGCUGUUUGGGGAGAAGAUGAAGGAGAUGAUGAAGAUAUGGAGGCGGAUGACACCGAGGACGGAGUGGCUAGCGGUGACGUGCUCCGUGUUCAAGCCCCUUCUAACCCACCGACAGCGCCAAGGAUUUCACUGUCUGGUCAUGAGCUGACCCGCCCCGAAGUCCAAAGACUGGUAGUGGAGCACAUUGUGCGCAGGGAUGAUGUUAACACUCAGUUACUGUCUCCAUUACGGCUGCGCACAUUCUCAGGAAAAGUCCCGAAACCCCCUCAUGAAGCAGACUAUGAAGCCUGGAAAACACAGAUGGAGUUGUUAAGUGCUGAUCCUAGUCUUGCUCCUUUGCACAUAACAAGACGCAUAAUCGAAAGUCUCCUUUCCCCUGCUGCUGAUUUAGUCAAACAUUUGGAACCAAACGCCCUGCCUGCCACAUUCCUGCGGAUUCUUGACUCUGCAUACGCGACUGUCGAGGAUGGAGAGGAACUAUUUGCCAAGUUCUUAAAUACGUUCCAAGACCAUGGAGAAAGACCAUCUUCAUAUUUGCAGAGACUCCAAUUAACAAUCAGUGGCGUGAUAAAACGAGGUGGCAUUCCGGCAGGUGACACCGACAAACACCUGUUGAAGCAGUUUUGCAGGGGCUGCUGGGACAAUACUGUGAUAAACAAGUUGCAAUUGGAACAGAAAAAGGAUCAGCCGCCCUCCUUUGCCGAUUUACUCUUCAUGCUCAGAACUGAAGAAGACAGACAGUACACCAAAGAUGCUCUCAUGAAAAGACACAUUCCCUCAGUUAAACAUCGUGUCAAUCUACAGACUCAGAGCGCUACUCGAUGUUCGUGUGGCCAUUCUUCAAAUGCAAGUGCCAUUGAUGAAUUGAGAAAGCAAAUGGUCAAGCUUCAAGAGCAGAUGUCCGCUCUGUUGUCUAGAAAAACACAGAACACUGACAGAACAGAUCACAAACAGAACAAGCAGAAACCAAGAAACAGCAAUGCGCCAAAACCUUGGUUUUGUUUCAAAUGCGGGCAAGAUGGACACAUUUCCCCAAACUGUCCAAACAAUCCAAACCCCGCUCUAGUGGAGAACAAGAGGAGACAGGUCAAGCUCAAGCAACAAUCCGGGGAGAGCCGUAAGCCGUUAAACUGCAUGCAGCUUCCUCGGAGGGACAAGUGGGAGCAGUCCAUCGAUCGUUGUCCCCACAGCAGGCACUCAACUUUUCAAGCCUCAAUACCAAAAGGCUUGGUUGGCACCAGAAGCACUGGAGUGAUCAAAAUCCGAGGAGCCAACUACCAUUGCCUCUUUGACACAGGAUCUCAGGUCACAACAGUUUCGCACUCGUUUUACAACACCUACCUCGCAGAUCAUGAAGUAAAACCUUUGAACAAUCUCCUAGAGGUAGAGGGCGCCAACGGACAGAGUGUGCCUUAUAUUGGAUAUAUAGAGCUUGGCAUAACAUUCCCGGCAGAGUUUGUCGGUGAGGAGAUGGACAUUAACACUCUUGCUCUUGUUGUCCCUGAUCUGCGAUCUUCACAGCCGCCUGUUCUCAUUGGCACAAACACUUUGGACACUGUGUAUGACCUUCAUAGUCAUAAACGACCCGAAUUCCAUCCGGUUCCCUUUGGUUACAGAGCAGUGCUGAAGAUUCUGGAAAUAAGACACAAGCUGGCAACCGAUGACCACCAGGGAGUGUUGAGAAUGCAGUCCACCGAGGCCCUGACAAUCCCCGCUGGGCAAACUGUAGUGCUGGAUGCUUUUGCUGUGUGUCCAUUCCUGCAAGGCGAGAAAGAAGUUGUGAUUCAACACCCAGCUUCAUUUACCCUUCCUGGUGGUCUGAUUAUACAGUCCUGCCUGGUUGAUCUACCUUCUGUCCAACCUGCCAGGCUGCCUGUGGUAGCCACGAACAAAUCAGGUCACGACAUUGUGAUCCCAGUCAGAGGACGCAUUGCCGAAAUCAGUGCCAUCCAGUCUGUUUUCCAUAAAGAGCAAAGUGUAGAGCCAUCCCAGUUAACAUACAAUUUUGGUGACUCUCCUCUCUCUCCUGAAUGGAAGCUCCGUGUGACAGCUAUGCUCAACAGCGUUCCGGAGGUCUUUGCGAAACACGACCUUGAUUUCGGUCGAACAGACAAGGUAAAACAUGAAAUCAACUUGUCUGAUCCAGCCACCUUUAAACAACGGCCUAGGCCGCUUAAUCCUCAAGACGUGGAUGCUGUUCGCAAGCACCUUCAGGAAUUGUUGGAGUCCGGGGUCAUACGUGAAUCAAGCUCACCUUUUGCUUCCCCGAUAGUUGUGGUGAGGAAGAAAAAUGGCACAGUAAGACUCUGCAUCGACUACAGGAAGUUGAAUGCACAAACCAUCAAAGAUGCCUAUGCCCUGCCUAAGCUCGAGGACACGUUUUCAGCUUUGUCUGGAUCUGUCUGGUUCUCGGUGUUGGAUUUAAAAUCUGGGUAUUACCAGAUCGAGAUGGAGGAGAGGGACAAGGCCAAGACCGCUUUCGUCUGCCCGCUAGGGUUUUACGAAUUUAACCGCAUGCCCCAAGGUAUCACCAAUGCGCCGAGCACGUUCCAGAGGCUCAUGGAGCAUUGCGUGGGGGACUUAAAUCUGAAGCAGGCACUAGUCUUCAUUGAUGACUUGAUAGUAUUUGCCCCAACGCUAGAAGAACACGAGCAGAGACUCCAGAAUGUACUUCAGCGUUUGAAGGAGUAUGGGUUAAAGCUAUCAGUGGAGAAAUGCAUGUUCUUUCAGACGUCUGUCCACUAUCUUGGGCAUGUGGUUUCCAGUAACGGAGUGGAGACGGACCCCAGCAAGAUUUCCGCCUUAAUGACUUGGCCAGUCCCGAAGAACCUUAAAGAGCUUCGAUCAUUCCUCGGCUUUGCGGGAUAUUACCGUAGGUUCGUUGAGGGGUACUCUUCUAUCGCAAGACUCCUCAAUGAGUUGACUGCCGGUUACCCUCCUAGCCAAAAGAAAACAAAGCAAGCGGUCAAAUCCCAACACUAUCUCAAUCCAAAAGAGAACUUUGGCGGACGUUCGACACCUGCUUGCCAGGACUCUUUCGAGGCCAUAAUUCAGAAGCUCACCACAGCCCCCGUCCUCGCUUUUGCGGAUCCAAGCAAGCCUUACGUCCUGCACACAGACGCUUGUUCAACCGGGCUAGGGGCGGUGUUAUAUCAGGAGCACGAUGGACGCAAAAGAGCUGUUGCAUUUGCCAGCAGGGGCGUAUCACGCAGCGAAGCCCGUUACUCUGCCCACAAAUUAGAGUUUUUGGCUCUAAAAUGGGCAGUGACAGAAAAAUUCAGUGACUACCUGUAUGGCUCCACCUUCACUGUAGUCACUGACAGCAAUCCGCUCACCUACCUGCUGACAUCUGCCAAACUGGACGCGACUAGCUACCGGUGGCUCUCAUCGCUCUCCACAUACACCUUCAAAAUUAUUUACAGAGCAGGGAAGCUGAACGCCGAUGCGGAUGGGCUCUCUCGGCAGCCUCAUGUGGAACACCCAGAGGACAACAGUUCCAAGAAGAAACGAGAGAGAAUCCUGAGGUUCGCACAACACCAUUUGGACGACCCUUCCUGCAUCUCUAUUGACGAACACUUAGUGCAGGCAGUAUGUGACAGGCACCUUGUGUACAGCUCACCAGACAAACUGCAAGUGGCAGCUCUUGUGCAAGCUCUCUCAAUCAGCGUUGACGGCCUACCGGACAGCUUUGUGGAUGAUCAACAGUUCUCUUUUCCAGUCACUUCCUUUCUGUCUGUUACUGAGAUUGCAGACAAACAAAGAGCAGAUCCGGUUAUUCAGCAUGUUGUCGCUCAGUUGGAACAUGGAUUCAGCCCGCCGCCUUCUCUGAGGGAACAGCUUCCAGAUCUGCCGCUGCUCCUGCGUGAGUUGCCACGACUGGAGAUCUUCAAUAACGUCCUCGUUAGGAAAAGAAACAUUAAUGGUGAGCCCAGCUACCAACUUGUCUUACCAGAGGAGUGUCGAACAGAGGUCCUUUACCAGUUGCAUGACCAGAUGGGCCAUCUUGGAACAGAGAGGACAAUUGACCUCAUUAGAGCACGCUUCUACUGGCCACGCAUGUCCAUCGACAUUACUAAUAAAGUAAAGACCUGUGAGAGGUGCGUUCGUAGGAAAGCGCUGCCAGAGAGAGCUGCACCGUUAGUAAAUAUCCAAACAGCAAGACCGCUCGAACUUGUUUGUAUGGACUUUCUUUCAAUCGAACCAGAUCGGAGUAGCACGAAGAAUGUACUUGUCAUCACUGACCAUUUUACUAAGUACGCUGUAGCGGUCCCAACCUCGAAUCAGAAAGCCACGACAGUAGCCAAAGCCCUGUGGGACAAUUUCCUGGUUCAUUAUGGAAUACCCGAAAGGCUCCACAGUGACCAAGGGCCUGAUUUCGAAUCACACACCAUCAAGGAGCUCUGUCAGAUUAUGGGAAUCCACAAGAUCAGAACCACGCCUUACCACCCUCGUGGCAAUCCUGUGGAAAGGUUCAACCGUACGCUCCUGAACAUGUUGGGCACCCUGCAAGACCAAGACAAAACUCAUUGGAGGGAUUUUGUAAAGCCUCUGGUACAUGCUUACAAUUGCACCCGCAAUGACGUCACCGGCUACUCCCCCUACGAAUUAAUGUUUGGUCGACAACCCCGGUUGCCUAUCGAUUUGGUUUUUGGUCUGCCUGUGUCUGGAAAUCCUCAAACAUCCCAUUCACAGUACGUUGAAAAGCUUAAGUCCCAUCUUGAAGACAGCUACCGCAUUGCGACUAAGAAUGCAGAAAAGGUCAUGGGGAGGAACAAGUCUCGAUUUGACAAGAGAGUUACACCCUCCGAAUUAUCGGUAGGGGAUAGAGUCUUGGUUAGGAAUGUCAAGUUGAGAGGCAAGCACAAGAUAGCAGAUAGGUGGGAGUCGGAUGUGUAUAUUGUCAAGGAGAGAGCCGGCACUCUUCCGGUAUAUACCGUCAAGCCUGAGGGGAAAGUUCGACCUGUAAGGACCCUCCACCGAGACUUGCUGCUGCCUUGUGGCUAUUUGUCAACAACCCCCAAAGCAGACUUGCCAAAGCAACCAACGACAUCAGCCAGAGUGAUUCCACCUGUGGACCCAGCAAUUCUGGAGCUCUCUGAACCAGAAUACUACCCCCCAGAUGUGUAUCUAUCCAACUUACCUGAAACCUGCUCCGCUCCAGCAAAAUUCACAAGUGUGAUUGACUUACCUGUUCCUAUACCUUCAGUUGUCCCAGUUGCAGUGCCCGUGAGUUUGCCUGGCCAGCCCUCACAACGUGCUACAGAAGGGGAUCCUGUUGGUGUGGUACACAGUGUAGAGAUGGAUCAGGAAACGCCUGCCGACCCUGGGCAAGUGUUUGAAUUGCAGGACACAGAGUUAGUGCCAGAAGUGGAUGGUGAUGCUUUGCAGCAGCCAGAGGACAGCACCUACUCUACGUCAGGCUCUCCGCAAGCAGCAUCUACCUUGAGUGAGCCCAAGUCACCCACUGGAACCGAAACAUUCAGUCCAGAAUCUGUAUCGCUAGCUCCACGGCCUUCUCGAAUCCGCAAACCUCCCAGUCGCCUUCAAUAUUCAAAGCUUGGACAUCCAGUUUUGCGCAGUAUCCAGACCUUGUUUCAAGGAUUGAGUAAUGUCUUUGAUUCUACACUGCAAGUAGAGGAGUCUGGAUCGACAAUCACUCCCCAGGAACAAAUUGUUUGCCGUCAGCCACCUCCAUGUACGAGGCCGUACAUGAGUAUAGAGGGGGAACCUGUAACCCAUAUUUAAAUUACCCAUUGAAAAUGCGCAUACAGUGCAAAGACUUUUAUUGUGGAGGGUUACUUCCUGCCGCUCGCUUCCUUUUAAGGAAGUGCUGCUCACUUCACCACCCCCUCCCGUCUGCUGUGGCUGCGGUGCUGUGAGACGCGCUUGAGAAGAAACUUGCAAAAUCUUCUCAUUCUGACACUUUGCAAACUUCUUAAUUAGGUGAGUCUUUGGCCAUGGCAUAAUCAAUGGAAUUUCACACUCACAAUCAUGUGUCAUGUCGCCAAUAUUAUUUUAGCAUUUGUUUUAGCAUAGGCGCUAACCGCUGCCAUUCUUCCAUAGAGCCGGCAUGUUCGAUUAUCGGGGCGUGUAUGGUAUGUUGUUUUGCCUCGAUUACUCAGGUAAUUAUGUUUUCUUUUCUUUUGAUCAUCCAGCCGAUUUAUAGGCAACAGUUUAGUUUAGCAAAGUGGCAAAGGGCUUUAAACUGCUAAUAUGCUUUUGCCACUUUGUGGAUGCGAAUCAGAUGGAACGCAGGUGCGUGUAUUUAGGUUGUUGCGCAACACUUUAAGUUAACUUUGCUUGAUUGUUUCUCAACUUUGAAUGUUUGGACAAGUACUUGAAUUUGAAUUAUGAUACAUUGAGUUUCUAAUAAUGAGUAUUAUUAUGAAACUAGGUUAUAUAAGUGCACUUGUAAUUGAAUUUGUAAUUGAACUUGUAAUUGAAUUUGUAAAUUAAUUUGUAAUUGAAUAUGUAAUUGAUCUAUGAUUGAGUUUUAUCAAUUUAGAUAAGAAAUCAUGAUCUGUAUUAGAAAUGUAUUAUGAAUGUUCAUUUUAAUGAGUUAAUGACUCAUGAUUGUAUAUUAAUCAACAUGGUUAAUUAUGUCAUAUCAAUUGGUUUAUUAGUACAACAAAUUAGUCAUUCGGGACAAUUGAAUGCUUACAUUAUGCUUUCAAGUACAUAUAUAAUGUACUUUACUAGUGAAGAGGUAACUAGGUUACUCACUUUGUUUUUUUUGGACUUUUAGGUCAGGUUUUUUUUACGGGAAGGAAUACCCGUUGACCCAAACAACCUGAGCUUCCUAUCCAAUUCAAACUCAACUCAACAAAUGGCGAGCUAAACACCUACGCGGUAGGACAAGCAUUUUUUUCUCUCCUCCGCGGCGAACCUUUUGGAUUACUUUUGUUUUUUAACUGAACUUUUGGACUGACGCAAAAGCGUUUGCGUACCUUUUUGAACUGAACUGUGAACUGGUUCCAAGAAGGCAGAAAGACUGCAUCUUGUAUUUUUGUUUUGGGCAUUAUUUUGUUUAUUGUUUUUCUAUUGUGUCAUCUGUGUCAUUUAUAUUUGUGUGUUAAUACAUUUAAUGCAGUCAAAAGCAAGAUAACUAGUUGUCGUCAUCUUUCAUACCUCAGGCUCCUAGACGAACCAUCUUCUGUUACACGGUUUAUACUUUUAACCCGCCUAGCCCAU
Nerophis lumbriciformis (worm pipefish) is the source of this 8811-nucleotide messenger RNA. The record is from RefSeq and is a predicted model, not a curated record. Lineage: Eukaryota; Metazoa; Chordata; Actinopteri; Syngnathiformes; Syngnathidae.